Molecule: messenger RNA, 1692 nt
Organism: Moneuplotes crassus
Lineage: Eukaryota; Ciliophora; Spirotrichea; Euplotida; Euplotidae
Source: the annotation of a GenBank genome assembly
AUGGAAGGCUGGGAUAGACUAGGAAUCGAAUCUAGCAAAUCCUUCUCAAGACAGUUUGAAAAGGACGAAAUAGUCAUGUUCUCUGAGAAGGUCGAUAAGAUAAAUCGGCAUAAUGGCAAGCAAGAGCGAAUACUUGUAGUAACGUCUACGCAUUUGUAUAAUUUCAAAGGAAAAGCCAAGCAGACGAGGAAAACUAAAAUAACAGAUUUUAAGGCAGUGGUUAUGAGAAAGCCAGACGAGGAAGGGAAAAAGCCAAGUAGCCCUUCUAAGCAUGCUUCAAAGGAUAUAGUUCUUCAUGUACCAUCAGAGUAUGACCAAAGAUAUUUAAUGCCACUCUCUGCUUAUGAAAACUUCUUGAGUGUCCUCCAGCUGCGUUUUGCAAACAUGGAUUCCAAAUCAACAUUCAAAGUAUAUGAAUGUCCUGAUAAUCUGAAGAAGUACGUUGCAACUCUCAGAGAUCGCAAGUAUGGCAUCAUCAAACUUCCAGAAGAAAAGUAUCGGGUUAGAGAAAAAGAAAUUGCAGGAACAGAAGAGAUCAAGGAAGAGGUAGUAGAAGAAGAGAAAGUCGAGGUUAUAGAUGAAGAGGAAGAUAAGCAGACUGACACAGCUACUAAAGAGGAAUCAGGCUCCCGGUCAAGUUACUCUAUUGGGGAGUUAAAAGUAGAGAACUCAAGAGACUCGAUAAAGGAUCUCAGUCAGGACUUACUCAACCAGGCUCUCGAGUAUAGCCAUGAUGACCUGAUCCAAAGAGAAUCUAUUUGAAUAUUUCAAUCAACAGUUCAGACUGAAGCUGUUACUUUGGAAGAUUUUGAAAUCAUCGAUUUCUUAGGGCAAGGAACAUUUGGCAAAGUAUACCUAACCAAGCUCAGAAGUACUGGGAGUCUGUACGCCAUCAAAUCCAUUAGCAAGGAAAUUCUUAAAGAGUAUGACCAGGAGGAGAACACCAAGCUUGAAGAGCAAAUCCUGCUCUCUUGAGACCACACGUUCUUACUUGGAAUGGACUUCGUUUUCCAGAAUGAAGAAUCUAUCUAUUUCGUUAUGCCUUAUGUGCAAGGAGGGGAGUUAUACAGAUUGCUGAAGAAAAACAAACGAUUUCCGGAAGAAAUCGUCAAGUUUUAUACCAUUCAGCUAAUCCUAGGCUUGGAGUACCUUCAUGACAGGAACAUUGUACAUAGAGACCUUAAGCUGGAGAACAUCCUCAUCGAUGCUGACGGGUAUAUUAAAAUAAUAGACUUUGGCCUUGCUAAAAUUCUGAAGAACGAGGAAGAGACCAUGACUUUCUGAGGAACUCCUGAAUACCUCGCUCCUGAAAUCAUCUCAAGCAAAGGACAUCACAGAGCAGUUGAUUGGUGGGCAGUAGGAGUACUGAUUUAUGAAAUGCUGAUUGGAGUUACUCCAUUUUACAAUAAGAACAGAAACUUAAUGAUGUCAAAGAUUCAGUUCUCAAAAAUAGUGUUUCCGAAUAAGAAAAAGUAUAAGAUUGAUUACUCUGAUCAAGCGAAGGAUAUAAUUUGUAAAUUAUUAGAGAAAAAGAAAGAUAAAAGGCUAGGCACAGAAGAAGAUGCUAAGGAGAUUCUCACUCAUCCCUGGUUUAAGGGUAUUGAUAUCGAAGAGAUAAGGAAUAAGAAAUUAUCUGCUCCUUUCAAGCCUGAAGUUAAGAAUAAAACAGACACAAAAUAUUUCACCUGCUAA